Messenger RNA from Fundulus heteroclitus (mummichog), 2355 nucleotides. Its product is annotated as myotubularin-related protein 1. Gene Ontology annotation, molecular function: phosphatidylinositol-3,5-bisphosphate 3-phosphatase activity. Gene Ontology annotation, biological process: dephosphorylation. The record is from RefSeq and is a predicted model, not a curated record. The coding region runs from base 200 to 2218 and encodes 672 amino acids. Lineage: Eukaryota; Metazoa; Chordata; Actinopteri; Cyprinodontiformes; Fundulidae. The transcript is spliced from 19 exons.
CGCUCCGCUGCAUGAAGUAGGCGGAGCCGCCGAGAGGAAGAGAUGCUGGAGACCGAGGAAACCGCAGAGCUCCGACUACCAGACAACACAGGGGGGGUAAAGUGAAACCGAACCGAGUCGAACUGAGCUUGAUCGCCGCCUCGCCGCCAGAGAGAGGGCUGUCCGCAUCUCGUUGAGCUGUGAGGGAUCUGUGGGGCAGAUGGAGAAAAAAGAGAGCCCGUCCGGUUCGGAUGCUGCGGACAGUUCUGCAGGUUCUCAUGUGGAGUGGUGCAAGCAGCUAAUCGCAGCCACCUUAUCCAGUCAGAUCUCAAGAACUGUCCAACCAGAUGUUCUGAACAGGGAUACCAAGGUCUCCAGAAGGCUGAGCACCUGGAGAUCAGAUGAUGAGGAUGAUGAGGGGCUUUAUUGCCAUGAAGAAUAUGAUUUGAACUUUCCUGCUAACGCUUUGAAUCGUCCCACUCUGGGAUUCGCUGCGCUUGCCAAAUUCUCACACAACCAGGUGCCUCUUCUGCCGGGAGAAACUGUUCAGACCACAGUUGAAGACAUUAUGUAUAUCUGUCCAUUCAGUGGUCUGCUUACUGGCACUCUGACCAUCACAGACUACAAGCUUUAUUUUACCAGUUCGAUAAAGGGCUCUUCCUUUAUUCUCGAUGUGAACCUGGGAGCUAUUAGCAAACUGGAGACCAUCAGAGAAGCAAAAAAGGAAAAUCAACAAGAAGAAAAUAAGGCCAAAGGAAUUGAACUGGUCUGUAAGGACAUCAGGAGUAUCAGGUUUCCCUUUAAAGCAGAGGAGAGCGAGCCAGAGAUGGUGGAUUUGCUGACCAAACAUGCGUUCCCUCUCUCCUCAGGCCUGCCUUUAUUCGCCUUCAAGUAUAAGGAUCAGUUCCCUGUGGACGGCUGGAAGGUCUAUGAUCCGACAGCAGAGUACAAUCGACAGGGUCUUCCAAAUGAGAGCUGGAGCAUCAGUAGGAUGAACCUUCACUACGAGCUGUGUGACACCUACCCCUCCAUCCUGGUACUGCCCAAGAACAUGACAGAGGAAGACAUCAAGCAGGUGGCGUCGUUCAGAGCCAAGCGCCGCCUGCCGGUCUUGUCCUGGAUCCACCCAGAGUCUCAGGCAACUAUAAUGCGCUGCAGCCAACCAUUAGUCGGACCUCAGGACCGUCGCUGCAAAGAGGACGAACGCUUCCUCCAAACCAUCAUGGAUGCCAAUGCACAGUCCCACAAGCUCACCAUCUUUGACGCUCGGCCCAAGGGCGAAGCCCUCUCAACCAAGGCAAAAGAGGGCGGCCAUGAAAAUAAAAGUUUCUAUCCCAACACUGAGCUGAUUUUUCUGGACAUUCCCACCAUCCACGUGAUCCGGGAGUCUUUCAGGAAGAUUAUGGCCGUCAUUUAUCCUAUUAUCGAUGACGCCCACUGGCUUUCUGCUAUUGACCAGACUCACUGGCUGGACUAUAUACGGCUGUUAUUAUCAGGAGCAAUGAAGAUAGCUGAUAAGCUGGAAUCUGGAAAAACAUCCGUAGUGGUUCACUGCAGUGGUGGCUGGGACAGAACCGUCCAGCUCACGUCUCUCUCCAUGCUGAUGCUGGACAGCUACUACCGGACGCUACGAGGAUUUCAGGUUCUGCUGGAAAAGGAGUGGAUUAGCUUCGGACACAAGUUUGCUACCCGCGUUGGACACGGCAGCGAGAGCCAUGAUAAUGACGAGCGCGCCCCCCUGUUCGUCCAGUUUAUCGACUGUGUCUGGCAGAUGACCCGACAGUUCCCUACUGCCUUUGAGUUCAACGAGCUGUUCCUCGUCACCAUCCUGGACCAUCUCUACAGCUGCCUCUUUGGCACCUUCCUCUGUAACAGUGAGCGAGAGAGGGUAGACCAGGAGGUUCAAAGCAAGACGGUGUCCCUGUGGUCCUACAUCAACAGCCAGCCCCACGAGUUCACCAACCCGUUCUAUGUGGACUAUGAGAACCACGUCCUCUAUCCGUUGCUGUCCUCCAGACACCUCGAGCUGUGGACCAGCUACUACGCCCGCUGGAACCCCUGCAUGAGACCACAGGCACCAGUGCAUCAGACGCUGAAGGACUUACUGUUCCUUAGAGCAGAGCUCCAGAGAAGGGUGGACGAGCUGAACGUACAGAUGCCCUCCUGCUACCCAUCUUCCUCUGAACAUCCAACCCCCCACGCGUGCCCCACAGGAACCCCACUUCACUCUGCUUUUUAGGACUCUCAAGUGUCCCUUCCACAGUGUUAAACCAGCAAAUGAAAUACUGGGUCUAGUGCUGCUUUUGUUCAUCAUAUGUUUCAAAGUUUUUUUUCCCAGCCUGACCAAUGUUAAUUGUCAAGUAACAAAAACUAUGU